Molecule: messenger RNA, 1398 nt
Organism: Ramularia collo-cygni
Lineage: Eukaryota; Fungi; Ascomycota; Dothideomycetes; Mycosphaerellales; Mycosphaerellaceae
Exons: 2
Coding region: 1-1398 (465 amino acids)
Biological process (GO): proteolysis
Cellular component (GO): fungal-type vacuole
Molecular function (GO): aspartic-type endopeptidase activity
Source: RefSeq, a predicted model, not a curated record
AUGUUCGCCAGCAUGAUCGCUCUCAUGGUCGGCGCGGUUGCUGCGUCAAGCCAGAGAUCAUCUCUACCCGCAACAUAUGGCGACUUUACGAUCGACCGGCUUCCGACGGUACGAUCGACAGGCGGCAGACUGGUAGAGAGACCACGCGAGCAAAAGGUUACGAGCAAUGUGUUGAGCUUGAGACAAGCGAAAUCGGCUUCCUUGAGUUCGAGCUACAUCCAGGCAAUGAGACAAGAAGGGAUGAACGCAGCCUCGAGGGCUGCGCGAGCUGAGGGUGGCAAUGCGGCCUUGCUGGCUGUUGAAGGAGGCAACGUCUUCCUCGCUCAGGCCCAAUUCGGUGGGGAGGACUUCUUCGUGGUGGUCGAUACCGGUAGUAGCGAUCCAUGGCUGGCCACGAGCGGAUUCCAAUGUUACGACGUGUACGAUGGUUCCGAGCAGGAGGAAGCCUAUUGCGAGUUUGGGCCGGUCUAUGAUCCUGCCCUAUCGACCACAUACUCCCCAUUAGCUGAUCAGAACUUCAACAUCAGCUACGCUGACGGAGAGUAUCUGACGGGUUCUCUGGGUUUUGAGACGGUGACUAUGGCCGGCAUCACAGUGGCAAACCAGCAAUUCGCUACCGUCAAUCGAGCUGCCUGGUUCGGCGACGGCUUUUCAUCUGGGCUUGUGGGAUUGGCUUAUCGAACACUCACGUCAGCCUACGCUGGUACCACUGGCAAAGGACGGAGGAUCUUGUAUGAUCCGCUCUUCGUCAACAUGUACACGAACGCCGGCAUUCCUUCCGUCUUCAGCUUCGCCCUGGACCGCAACAAUGACAUUGGCGGUGUUCUUGCGCUGGGCGGAAUACCCGACGUCAAGCGAUCUCCGUACUUUGCCAGCACUCCAAUCCUGCCCGUGGGUGUCAACUCCACGGAUGGGGCCCUGGUAUACCAGUACUACACCAUCGAUAUUGACGGAUAUGCUUUCAGCAGCGACGCGAGCACACAGUUCAACCCGAUCAACACCAACAACCCGCGUAAGAAGCCUCUUGUGGGCAACGGCACGGAUGUGAUCGUCGACUCGGGCACUACACUUUGCUAUGUUUCAAGCGCCGUCGCUGAAGCAGUCGCCGCGGCCUUCAACCCACCCGCGCAGUAUGAUGAGUCGACCUCGGUGUACUUUGUGGACUGCACUGCUAAAGCGCCAAUCUUUGGCGUGAGCAUUUCAAAGAAGAUCUUCUGGGUCAAUUCGUUGGAUCUCAUAAUCAAUCUUGGUGGAGAGACAUGUGUCAUGGGCAUCCAGCCCAAUCUCGGUGGCCUCAGUAUCCUGGGUGAUGUCUUUAUGAAAAACGUGGUUUCCGUGUUUGACAUUGGAGCAGAGGAGAUGCGGUUUUCGGCGCGGCAAUUUACUUCAAUCUUUUGA